AAAAAUGGCGUCUCUUCAUAAGUUCAAUCUGACAGUUACGUUACGAAAGUGAAUUUAUAUAAAAUCACCUUAAUAUUAUUAUUAAAAUGUCAUUUAUCUUAUCUAUUAAAAAUGCCGUUUGACAGCUUAAGCAAACCAUCCUCAAAAAAAAUAAAUUUUGAAAAGUCUGUGGAACAAAUAAGCCUCCAAGAUGACAGUGAGGAUAUUCCUUAAAGAAAUCGAGCAAUUUCGCAAAAUACGCGAAGAGUCCAAAACCGAAUACUUAAACUCAACCCACGACUUUGGUCAAAAUAAUUCCUUCACCAUGGAUCAACCUUCGCCUGUACCUUUACCCACAGAAAAGUUUUACGAUACUUUAAUAGAAAAAAUGCCUUUGAGUUAUGAAAACAACAAGUUGGCAGAGAUAAAAGAGUUGGUGGAAGGCAAUUGUAGUUUUCCUAAAUUAAUAAGAUCCAAAAGCAAUUUGAAGAAACGUAUAAACAUUUCUACUAAAAAUGAUACUUUGGAAACCUCUUUGUUUCACAGCAGUGUUAGUGAGUAUGAAAAUAUAGAUUUAAGUUUAAAUGCAACUAUUUUGAAGCCUUUGGAGGAACAUAUUGAAAUGGCUAAAGAUAAAUCGGAGAAGUUUGUGACUCAAUUCGGUAAUAUAGACUUGGUUAAGGAUAAAUUGAUGAAUGAAAGCGAUAGCGAGAAGUUGUGCAAUAAUAUAAAAGAGGCUAGCAGGUUUUUGAGUAGUUUGAGACAGUAUCACGAAGAGUCUAAAAGCAUAGAAGAGUCUGCGAAAAAAAUAUCAUCAGCACCUGUGAAAGACAACGACAAUAAUAAUUCCAUCUACAAAGAACUCACAAACGAAUUGAUUGCCGGCAUGGAAGAGAUACAACAGCUUGUUAAUUCAAUAUAGAAAAUAUUAUCUUAACUUAUUUA
This is a messenger RNA of Ctenocephalides felis (cat flea), 924 nucleotides long. RefSeq lists its product as uncharacterized. The transcript has 2 exons. The coding region runs from base 191 to 901 and encodes 236 amino acids. The record is from RefSeq and is a predicted model, not a curated record. NCBI's taxonomy places the organism in Eukaryota, Metazoa, Arthropoda, Insecta, Siphonaptera, Pulicidae.